CUCCCUGUCACUGGACGUGUCAGCUGUGGAGCCACGUACUUUGUUGUCAAGGAACUCACAUCUCGCGAGACAAGCGCCAAACCCGCCCACCUCGCCUGUCAUCGAUGCUGCGUUCACACUCCUAUGGGAAAGACGAAUGAUGACGGAUUGCUGGUUCCUGCCAGACUACUCGAGUCAAUUUAAAGCGAGUAACCACAACUACAAAGCACUAUUCUUAUCACCUUAUCAGAAGAGUGGCAAACGACUCAGAUUUCCGCAUUGGGCUUUUGUCAGUACUGAAAAGGUUGUCUGUCUGAUAUAUAGAAUGAUAUGUUAAUGUCAAAUACAACCAACAAAAUGAGUUGUUUUUUAUCCGAUAAUUCAGGGGUGUCAAACUGGUGCCAUGGAGGGCCAAGAGGCUUCAGGUUUUCAUUCCAGACAAAAGCCUAAGUUAUACUAAACUCUGCUUGGCAAGCUGUGAAAUCCCCCUCAGUUUACAACAUAUGCAAAAUGUGAAGGAUCUACAUAUACAGGGUGUACUUUCAACCCCAAUCCAAACAAACAUUUUCUAGGUCAAUCAGUGACCAAAGAAAGCCCAUAGCUAAAGUCCAUGUCUUUUACUUCAACAGAGAUCUGUCAUCAGCAUGUCUGGCCCAGGACGCAUGGAGCUGUCUCCCUCUCCCCCAGGUCUGGAGGUAGAGUACGGAGAGCUCUUCACCACAAACUCCCUGCGCUUCCUCCAUGAGCUCAUCUCCACAUUUGACGAGGAGGUAGAUCAGGUCCUACGACUGAGGGUGUCCAGAAAAGCCCAGCUGGACCUAUCAGGCGACCUGCCUCGCUUCCCAGAGGCUACCGCCUUUAUCAGGAGUGACCCAACCUGGAGGGUGCUCCCUGUUCCCCCGAGGCUCCAGAAGAGACAUGUGGAUAUUGGGGAUCUGGCCCCCUGCAAUACCCAGCGCUUCAUUCAAGGUCUCCAGUCACCAGCACAAGGCAUACAGGUUGACUUUGAUGAUGGCAACUGCCCCACGUAUCACAACCAGAUCAAAGGCAUUCAUAAUGUUUAUAAAGCCGUGCACAACCAACUUCCCAAUACCCCGCCCAUAUCUCAGGCCCCGGUGCUGAUGCUUCGUCCCCGUGCUUGGAACAUGGUGGAGCACAACAUGAUGGUGGAAGGGAAGGAGGUUCCUGGUCCUCUCUUUGACUUUGGGCUGCUCAUGUUCCACUGUGGAAAGAAGCUGUUUGAAAACAAGAGUGGACCAUUUUUCUACCUGUCUAAAGUAGAGAGCUACAUGGAGGCCAGACUAUGGAACAAGAUAUUUGUCUGGACGCAGCACAAGCUGGGUCUUCCCCUGGGCAGCAUCAAGGCCACGGUGCUCAUCGAGAACGUUCUAGCAGCAUUUGAAAUGGAAGAGAUUCUCUACGAGCUGCGAGACCAUUCAGCCGGACUCAACUGCGGAAUCUGGGAUUAUUCAGCCUCCUUCGUCAAUAAGUUUGGUCACCGAAAGGCCUUCCUGCUGCCCGAUCGCAGUAAAUAUGUCAACAUGGAGAAGCGCUUUCUUCGCAGCUACAUGGACCUGUUGGUUCAGACGUGUCAUCGGCGGGGGGCGCUGGCCACAGGAGGCAUGGCUGCUCUGCUGCUGCCCCAGGACCAGCACAGCGCCACCUAUCAGACAGUUCUGGCUACCGUCACCAGACUGAAAUUGCUGGAGAUCAAGGCAGGUGUGGACGGUUUCAUGGUGUACGACCUGGACCUGAUAGAACCAAUGCAAGAACUGUUUCAGCUCCAUACUCAUGGUGAUAACCAGCUUCACCAGGUUCGAGAUGAUGUCGCCAUCACUCCUGAGGACCUGCUCUCCAUGCCUGCGGGGGGAGUUACGCUUUAUGGCUUGAAGUAUAACAUUGCAGUCGGAAUACUCUUUAUUGAAGCAUGGCUGUCAGGUAAAGGUCACUUUUUCUACAGAGGUCAGGUUGAGGAUUCAGCCACAGCAGAAAUUUCCAGAUCACAGGUGUGGCAGUGGAUCCGUCAUCAGGCUCGACUGGAAGAUGAUGGCAGGGUGGUGAACAGGCAGCUGGUGACUGACCUCACCCAGGAGGUUAUAAUGGAGCUCCGCACUCACUGUCACACUGUUAGGGCUGGCCAGAGGUUGCUGACAGCAGAAGACAUGUUCCUGGAGGUGGCCCAGAAGAGAGAUUUCCCUGAGUUCAUCACCACCUACUUGAACCUGGACCACACUUUUCUCAGCGCACACACCACUGAGCAGAUGGAGGGCCUGCCAGAAUCUAAACUCUAAAGGCCCGGACUGGAAGAAAAAUUCAUAUUUUCAUCUUAACAAUAGCUGACACACCACAGCCUUACUCACUGAAAGACAACAAUGCCCCAAUUGUGCAGAAUCGGGUCAAAGCCCAAUAUUGCCAGAGGGGACAUCUUAUAGAAUGGGUCCCAAUAUUCUGUGUAUCACCAGUGGGUAACACAUUGUUUGGAUAGUCCCCUUUAGAUAAUCAACACAAUGUCAACUGGUAAGUUCAAUAUCAAAAAGAGUUCAGUAGAAUACCAAUAAGCCAUGAAGUUUCAACUUGCCAGUAAAGCAUUAUUAUGGAUCAUAUUAUGGAUUAUUAUGGUUUCAUCAUAAUCUUAACAAAAGGUUUACCUUGCCCAGAACUCUGGUGGGUUUCAUAACACAGUGGACAUGUAGCGAUAAUAUCAACUAGGCUCACUGUACAUGUUUGUAAAAAUUCUGCAACACUCACACAACAGAAUGACCACACAUAUACUAAAAUAUUGUUGAAAUAUGAUUUAUGGGUUAUUGAUAUUCUACUUAACUCUUGAUAUUUAUCAUAUCAGUUGACAUUCUGUUGAACAUCUAUAGGGGACUAUCAAAAAAAUGUGAUCCAAAAAUGAAUGCUGGUGCUUUCCCUUUAUGCUCAGCACCAUAUGGUU
Molecule: messenger RNA, 2917 nt
Organism: Myripristis murdjan (pinecone soldierfish)
Lineage: Eukaryota; Metazoa; Chordata; Actinopteri; Holocentriformes; Holocentridae
Gene: ugl
Product: ureidoglycolate lyase
Exons: 15
Coding region: 624-2270 (548 amino acids)
Biological process (GO): glyoxylate cycle
Cellular component (GO): cytoplasm
Molecular function (GO): malate synthase activity
Source: RefSeq, a predicted model, not a curated record